AUGAAGAAUGCUUCACAAGACCAAAUCUCGAUAGCUGUCAUCGGUCUAGGCCUGAUCGGUCGUCGCCAUGCACAGACUAUCCUCGAAGAACCAGGAGCUCGUCUCAUCGCUGUGGUAGAUCCUGUAGCAGUGCCCAAAAUUUUCUUAUCUCACUUCAAAGUCCCAUGUUAUCCGAACAUAAGUGAUCUUAUAGCCGGGCCAGAUAAACCACAAUGCGCUGUCAUCUGUACACCCAACGACACUCACGUCCCCGUCGGCCUAGAACUCAUCAAAGCCGGCAUCCACAUCCUGGUCGAGAAGCCAGUCAGCACGGACAUUGAAUCAGGUCAACAGCUCGUGCAAGCCGCUGAGGAAGCACAAGUAAAGCUCCUCGUCGGCCAUCAUCGUCGCUUCAAUCCGCACAUCAUCAGGGCCAAACAAGUCAUCGAGUCGAGAACUUUGGGUAACAUUAUAGCCAUCAACGGACUCUGGACCGCAUUCAAGCCACUCCGCUAUUUUCAAGCUCCCACAGAAUGGCGUCAGAGCUCAUCAGGUGGUGUGUUGCUCAUCAACAUGAUCCACGACAUUGAUCUGCUCCAACACUUAUUUGGUCCAAUCACUCGUGUUUACGCUGAGAGAACGACCUCACAACGCAGAUAUUUAGCUGAGGAGGGUGCUGCGAUAACGUUGCGAUUCGCUUGUGGUGUUGUUGGAACAUUUGUAAUCUGCGAUCAUACACCUUCACCACAUAGUUUUGAGGCUGGGACGGGCGAGAAUCCAUUGAUUUCGAAAACUGGGGAGGACUUCUAUCGGGUAUUUGGAACAGAGGGAACUUUGGAGAUUCCUGAUUGUAGCAUUUGGUCGUUUGCUGAGGGAGAGGAGAGGUCCUGGUCAUCGAAGCUUGUGGUAGAAGAAGGGGGUGUGGAAGAGGGUGUACCGUUUGUAUCGCAGUUGAAGCAUUUCUUGAGAGUGGGGAAAGGCGAGGAAGAACCGAUGUGUAGUGGUGCGGACGGUGUAAGAGCGUUGAUUGUUUGUGAGGCGAUCAAGAGAUCGAUGAGGGAUGAGGUGCCUGUGACGAUCGAUGUGUCUACAUAG
Lithohypha guttulata is the source of this 1074-nucleotide messenger RNA. RefSeq lists its product as uncharacterized. Gene Ontology annotation, molecular function: nucleotide binding. The record is from RefSeq and is a predicted model, not a curated record. Lineage: Eukaryota; Fungi; Ascomycota; Eurotiomycetes; Chaetothyriales; Trichomeriaceae. Bases 1 to 1074 code for a protein of 357 amino acids. The transcript has a single exon.